GUGGCAGGUGACGACGACGAGCUAAUGUUUACCAUCUCGUUGAAUGAACUUGAAGUUAAACAUAUCAAGAAAACGAUAGAGUUCAGUUCAGAUAUUGUAUCUUUUAGUGCUUCGCGGAUCUUUAGUUCGGAAGGUUGAAUACCUCUCUGCAAAAUAAAGGAUUUUCGAAAAGAAGAAAUAAAAAUUUAUUUCAAAACCGAAGUACGAACAUCGUCGUCGUCGUGUCGUCGUCAUCUAUACCAAAUACAGGAAAUUCAAGUUUAAAUUUCAAAACGUUGAAGGUCCAAUUUUCAAAAAAAAAAAAAAAAUGUCUAUGUCUACUUGUUUUCCACAUCAGAAAAAUAAUAAUUAAUUGCUUUUUGAUAGUAUCUAUGUAUUUCCUGAGAAUACUCGUAUAUCUUUGAAUUUGUUUUUUCCUAAUUAUAAAUAAAUAAAUCCAGAUCGUAUCUAUUUUGAAAUUGUUUAUUUAGAUAACUCGCAGUUUAUAGAAGAAAUAAAAAUCACUGUUAACGCGCCAAGUUUUUCGCUAAAUGUUUAUUUAAUUUGUGUGAUGGUGAUUUUUUAAUAUUUUAAAUAUUAUACUCCACAUUCUUCGUCAAGCUAUCUUAUCCGUUAUAGAUCGGAGUGCUCCAUAAAAAUUAAAAACUUAUCUAUAACAAUCGUUAAAGUUGUUGACGUUCGUCGCUACCGCCUCCGCCGCAACUGUCUACGUCGUCGUUGUGUCGUUAUUGUCUUGAGAGUUUUUUAAUCAAAUUAAGUACAACUGCAUCUUGAAAAUUAAAAAUAAGGAAAAAAAUUGAAAUAAAAAUAUGUUGGUUGAGUGAAGUGUGUUUGUGCAUCGCACUGUGGCAAGUGGCCGAUAAUAUUUUGUUUGCCUUUUAAAAAAAAAAUUAUUUAUAUUACCGGAAAGAUCGAUGCGGUUUUAAGUAAUAAGUACUCGAAUAAAUAUUUACAAUAAAGUGGUCGAGAAAAUAUUGGUUCUGUCUGUCUUCAGGGAGAAAAGAAAAAAUUGUGAAAAAAGUGUUUGCUAAAAUAAUGGAUAACAAAUUAACAACUGGAUAGAUUUUUCAAAUUGACAACAACGACGAAGAACACAAAGAGAAAACAUGUCAAAUGGAAAAAUAAUUCCGAGGUGAUCAAAUUCACGAAUCACCAAAAAUUCAACUCAAGCAAAUGUCUGAUAUGUCAAAAACUAAAUACUUUUAACAAAAACCCAAAAAAGGAGAACAAAAUGACUGACACGGUGUGAAUAUAGAUCCUGAUUAUAUAGAUUUUCGUUUUGUAAAUAAAUACUCACAUACAUUUGUAGAAUACCUUAGGCGUAGGUACCUAUAAAUAAAUUUAACUCAAAGAUGCUAGAACCAACAAGCCCGUCAAUUGUACUAAAUAGCAGUAUCUACAAUGACUACAUCCUGACAACAACAGUUGAAUCUUCAUUCAAUAAUUCCUUUUACAAUCACACAAACGGUACAUACACAGAUGCUGAUGACAUUUCAUUUAUCCUUCCAUGGUGGCGCCAAGUUCUAUGGAGUAUCCUUUUCGGUGGAAUGGUCAUAGUGGCGACGGGUGGCAAUUUAAUUGUUGUAUGGAUCGUGUUAGCUCACAAAAGGAUGAGAACGGUUACCAACUACUUUUUAGUAAAUCUCUCCAUAGCCGAUGCCAUGGUGUCGUCGCUAAAUGUGACAUUCAACUACAUUUAUAUGCUAGAUAACGAUUGGCCAUUUGGAAGGAUAUAUUGCAAAAUCUCACAGUUUGUUGCAACACUAAGUAUAUGUGCCUCCGUGUUCACUCUGAUGGCGAUAUCGAUAGACAGGUAUGUUGCCAUAAUGAAACCAUUAAGGCCGAGAAUGGGCAAAAGGUGUACCUUAACAAUAGCAGGCUCGAUUUGGAUAAGUUCCAUUGUGAUAUCAUGUCCCAAUGUGUUAUUUUUCACAACAGAUUCUUAUGUAUCAUCAAAAGAUGGCGUACGAACUGUUUGCUAUGCUGAAUGGCCGGAUGGAUUAACAAAUCAUUCAACACUAGAAUAUAUAUAUAAUAUCGUUUUUACAAUUCUGACAUAUUUCUUGCCAAUUAUAUCGAUGACUGUCACAUAUGCCAGAGUUGGCAUUGAGCUUUGGGGAUCACAAGCAAUUGGCGAAUAUACACCUCGUCAAGUGGAAAAUGUCAAAAGCAAACGAAGAGUUGUGAAAAUGAUGAUUGUUGUUGUGCUAAUAUUCGCCGUAUGCUGGCUGCCAUUCCAGAUUUAUUUUAUUGUAACUUCGUGCUACCCGUCCAUCACAGAGACCCCCUUUAUUCAGGAAGUAUAUUUGGGGAUAUACUGGCUGGCGAUGAGUAAUUCCAUGUACAAUCCAAUAAUAUAUUGUUGGAUGAAUUCAAGAUUUCGAAGAGGAUUUAAACAAUUCUUUAGAUGGUGUCCAUUCGUCCACUUAGGAGCAGAGACUUUGCAACGACGUGAAGCACUAACAUCACGUUAUUCAUGUUCAGGCUCACCAGAUCAUCAUAGAAUUAUAAGAAAUGAUACAGAAAGGUCCUUUUUAUACACAUGUCCUGGAUCACCAAAACAUCAUAGACGUAUCUCUCACUGUGGACUUGUACGAACAUCGACUAUGAUGACCAAUAACAACCAACAGAGCGGUUUUAAUUCCACUACAGCAACGACAAAUUCCAUUCACAUUGGUUCGGCUAACAACAAGGAUGUAUACUCAAUGAAUUCCUUGGGCAGCAAGGACUACACACUCUCGAGGAGCAAUUCGGCCCAUCCAGCGCACCACCAGCGAUGGGCAUCCAACCGAAAAGGGGUGUCCUGACAAAUUGGCAAUGGCAAACCUGACGUGGUCGUAACUAGUGACAACCCGCCAGACAUAGAUGGUUCUGUUGCUGCUCCUGCUGCUGUUACUGAUGAUGGUACAACUACUGUUGCUACGACAGCAGCUUGUAACAACAAUAAUAACAACAACAACAACAACAAUACUAGCAACAACUUGGGUGCUCACAGGUUUAUGCAACAUGGAAUGUUCAACGAGGGGAAUCAAAAGACGUGGCUGUAAUUUUAGUUUUUCGUUGAUGUUUUCUUUUUUUUAAUUUUUAUGUUGAUCCUUUUUUCAUUUUUUAAACUUUGAUAUGGUUGAAUUAGAUUCAACUCAUAUAAAAAGGAUGUGAAAAAACUGAUAUAUGAACAGUGUUAAUUAUUAUUUAAAUUAAAUAUGGAGAGGGAGGAAAAGGUUUGAUAAAUCUGCACUAAGAAGAGAAAUGUUUCCUAUAAAAAUUGAAAACACUAUAUUUCGUUGAACUAUUAAAAAAAUAAAACAAAAAUGUUGUAAAAAAUAUAAAUGUAGAUGUCCUUUUUGUAUAAUGUCAUAAAACUGUAAAUAUUGUUUAUUUUUAGAUAUAAAAUUAAUUAAAAAUAAAAACUUCUAAUGCUUGAUUUCGAAUUCGUAUUGUU
Molecule: messenger RNA, 3442 nt
Organism: Eupeodes corollae
Lineage: Eukaryota; Metazoa; Arthropoda; Insecta; Diptera; Syrphidae
Product: tachykinin-like peptides receptor 99D
Exons: 10
Coding region: 1353-2807 (484 amino acids)
Biological process (GO): G protein-coupled receptor signaling pathway
Cellular component (GO): plasma membrane
Molecular function (GO): tachykinin receptor activity
Source: RefSeq, a predicted model, not a curated record